Daktulosphaira vitifoliae (grape phylloxera) is the source of this 2800-nucleotide messenger RNA. Its product is annotated as glucose dehydrogenase [FAD, quinone]-like. Bases 312 to 2177 code for a protein of 621 amino acids. Lineage: Eukaryota; Metazoa; Arthropoda; Insecta; Hemiptera; Phylloxeridae. The transcript has 2 exons. Gene Ontology annotation, molecular function: flavin adenine dinucleotide binding; oxidoreductase activity, acting on CH-OH group of donors. The record is from RefSeq and is a predicted model, not a curated record.
CAUAUAAAAUGUUUUAAUUUCAUUGUAUAUCUUAUCAUUGAUUUGUAAAAAAAAAUAAAAAAAUGUAUAGAAAGUAAUACCAAGGCCUAGCGCCAUAUAUUUGCUAGUUUCAUCAUAUCAAAAUAUCUACAGUAAUAGGUGGUAGUUGAAGUCAUUACAUUUUUAGUUGUGAUGGUAAAAGUAGUAGAAGUUCUGACCUCGAAAAAAAAGUAUGAGCAUCUGUGAGUCCAGUGUAGAUUAUCACAAUAACCGGAUUCGCGUGAUUCGACUGUUAGACCGCGUCGUGUUCGAACUUCAAUUGUAUAAUUACAAUGUUUAUUCUCCAAAAAUGUUGGAUGAUCGCGAUAUUCCAUUUAUUGUUGACCACACGGUCUGGGCAUGGUAUGGCGUUUACAGUAUUCACAGCUGUAAUGCAAUAUUAUAAAAAUAUCGCCCCUGGUCCAAUUGAUGCUGUGCCAGAUACCACGCAUAUAAAAAAACAAUAUGAUUUCAUUGUAGUAGGUGCAGGUUCCGGAGGAUCGGUAGUUGCCAAUCGCUUGACUGAAAUUCCAGAUUGGACUGUUUUAUUACUGGAAGCAGGUGGUGAGGAAAAUGUUAUGUCUGAUAUACCUUUAUUAGUUAGCUACUUACUCGACAUCGGAUAUGAUUGGGGCUAUAGGACGGAGAGACAGCCUGGCAUAUGUGGUGCUAUGAAGGAUCGUCGGUGUCGAUGGCCACGCGGUAAAGCGAUGGGUGGUUCUAGUGUCAUUAAUUACAUGAUGUACACUCGAGGUGUACCUGAAGACUAUGACAAUUGGGUCAAGCUGGGAAAUCAAGGAUGGAGUUACGCAGACGUUCUACCUUACUUCAAGAAAUCUGAAGACGUUGGAAUGGGGAAUCCGUUAUCAUUGUCUCCGUAUCACGGUAUUGGUGGCUAUUUGAAAGUUCAAGAACCCAAAUGGAGAACCACACUUGCUCCAGUUUUUUUAAAAGCUGGUCAAGAGUUAGGAUAUUCUUUAACGGAUGACUACAAUGGACAGCAGCCGUUAGGUUUCUCUUAUGUGCAAUCCAAUACAGAUUUUGGUAGAAGGUGUAGUGCAUCAAAAUCAUUCUUACGGCCAAUCAGACAACGCCAUAACUUGUCCAUCACUAAAAAAUCUUUUGUGACCAAAAUUUUGAUAGAUCCUAUAACCAAAAGAGCCUACGGCAUUAAGUUUGUCAAGAAUGGUCGCACGAUUACUGUGUUAGCACGUAAAGAAGUUAUAAUUUGUGGAGGAACAAUUAAUACUCCUCAAUUGUUAAUGUUAUCUGGAAUCGGACCAGCCGAUCACUUAAAAGAAAUAGGGAUUCCACUUAUUGAAGAUUUAAAAGUGGGCUUCAAUCUACAGGAUCAUGCAUCUAUGGCGGGCUUAGUGUUUUUGGUUAACCAAUCUGUCACUAUUGUUGAGAGUAGAUAUCGACAUCCUAAAUAUUUAUUGCAAUACACAUUUAAAGGAGAAGGGCCAUAUACAAUUCCAGGAGGUGCUGAAGCUGUAGCAUUUACAGUCACAAAAUAUGCUAAAAAUAGUACAUUGGUACCUGACAUGGAACUUGUGUUUGCACCUGGAGCGCUUACAGGUGACACUGGUGGUUCACUUCAAAGAUUGUUGGGAAUAGAUGAUUUAUUUUAUGAGCAAGCUUAUGGUCAUUACAGAGGACAAGAUGCCUGGGGACUAGUUCCAAUAUUGCUUCGUCCAAAUAGCCGAGGUCGAAUUAAGUUGCGUUCCGCUAAUCCCUUUCAGUUUCCAUUAUUAUAUGCCAAUUACUUUACAGAUCCACAAGAUCGAAGAGUCUUAAUUGAAGGCAUUAAACAGGCUAUUGCUGUGAGCGAAACCAAAGCUUUUCAAAAAUACGGUUCUAAAUUGUUGCCAGUACCAUUCCCAGGUUGUGAACAUGAACCUUUCGGGUCAGAUGCUUACUGGUGGUGCACAACUAGCAUGGUGUCUACCAACUUACAUCAUCAAGUUGGGACGUGUAAAAUGGGGCCUGACUCUGAUCCAGACGCGGUUGUGGAUCCCAAGUUACGCGUUCGAGGUAUUAAAGGUUUGCGAGUAGUCGAUGCCUCCAUUAUGCCAGUCAUUCCGGCCGGCCACACUAACUCGAUGGUGUACAUGAUAGGCGAAAAAGCGUCAGACAUGAUAAAAGAAACUUGGCUUUAAAUGUUUUUUAAAUGAAUGUCAAAGUUGAAAAGAAACUUAUAACAACGAGAGUUAUAUUAAUGUCUUAAAAUUAUAUACAGGAAGAUCGACUAAGUGUGUCUGACGUAAUAUCUUUAAAAAUACAAGUGUUUUAACACAAUUUUUUUUAAAUAAUUAUGGAUCUUUGAUGAGCAGUUGCCCAAGAAAAAUUAAAUUUCUAUCAUCAUCCUUUAUACUUAUAACUUUUAUAAACUUCAGACUUUCAAAUGGCAACCCCAUAUUAUUUUUAUACAUUUUUUUUGUUUGUCAUAAAAAAAAAAAAUAAUGUUUGCAAAAAAAAUUGAAAAUUAUGAAUUUUAAACAAGAUACACUACUUUAACAUUAACGAUAUUUGAUAAAAAAUUGCAGUAGUUUUUCCAACACGGUCACAUUUUUAUUUUAUGUAGCGAUAAGAGCUACCGGUUUACUGUCAAAGCACGUAGUCAGAAUAACUAAGGAAAGCUUAGUAUGUUUAUUUAUAAAACUGGUAGUGCUUAUUGAUUUACGACCUAUAACGUUCGAGACUGUUAUAAUAUUUUUUAAUAAACCUUAAACUUUAGAGAGCCGUGGAGCGAUUAAUAUUAAAUAAAAUAAAAUAUUUUUUU